AUGGGAAGUUUUAACAGUCGUCUUCAUUAUUGCUUGACUUUGGCUUUCCCAAUAACGGCUCCCUUGCAGUCGGCAUAUCUUCCCGAGGGGAUCGUUCAUCAUUUGGUUGAGUGCUGUCCAGUUGUUUUGGAGUUGCAGUGGAAUCGUUGCAAGCAUUGUGAGUAGGUGUUGGCGGUUGAUUUUGGUCCGGAUUAGCCGCGACGGCCGGAGUCGUGCCAAAGAUUCUAUAGGGCAGGUAGGAAUCGAUCGUCUGUUUGACUUCUGGAAAUGCUGCCGGAUUCGUUAUACAUUCUCGAACGUUCACCAGAACUUGGUUCAGUAGUGGACCAGAGCUUCCAAGUCGUGUGAUUAUUGCAGCAACUCCUUCUUCGGGUUCAGGGGGUUGUUUUUCGGGUUUUAGCUUCAACGCUGCAUGAGUCUCGACAAACACGUACCUGACACCGUUCAUUUGCUUAGCUGAACACUCCAGAUAUCGCAUCGCAUGCAAUGAGCUCUUUAAUUUUUCUCCCAGUUCGGGAUCGAAAGACUUUCUUAAGUCACAUUUAGUACGGACGAGAAAUAGUGGCACGUGAGAGAAGUAGAGGUUAAUUUUGGAAUACCAGUAUUCUUUGA
Haemonchus placei is the source of this 612-nucleotide messenger RNA. The record is from the annotation of a GenBank genome assembly. NCBI's taxonomy places the organism in Eukaryota, Metazoa, Nematoda, Chromadorea, Rhabditida, Trichostrongylidae.